AUGGAGACUCCCCAGGAUUUCAAGUCCCUUCAAGAGGGUAUUCAAAAAUCCCUAGUCUCGACAGUCAAAUCCGUCAAUCGCAUCGCCGCCGAGGAUCUAGGCUUCCAGCGAACGGUAAACCCCGAUGUCGCAGAACAACUUGACGACAAGUCCGCUCGAGUCCUAGAACUCUCUACGCGCCUAUUGCAGUCGGCGGCCAAAGCGUGCGGAGUCAAAGCGCCGAGACUCGAAGAUGCAGAGGACAUUGAUAUGAGCUGGCAGUCCAUUGUAGACGUGGUGGACUCUGUCCUGGAGAAGGCAGACACUGCUCUGGAUGAAUACACUGGCUUGGUCAAGCGAAAAGAGCCUCCUAGCACGGAUGCCGGCUCCAAAUCAAAACGAGCCAAGUCAACCGGCAAGGUCAUCCGAAAUGCCAAUGUUACGAAGCCCCAGACCAAGUUCGAACUUAAACCAGACAACUUUCCUACUGGGCCGUGGAAGCCGAUUCUCUCCAAAAAGCCGCAUGCGACCGUUUCAUUAGAAAAGAGCCUUGUCACAGCCCCAGCCGAAGAUGGCACAGCCCAAUAUAGGCAUCCUUACGAAAAGGAAAUCACGAGCAUGAAGUAUCCAGAGCGAGCGUUCCAGAAGCACGACCCUGUACCCUCCCAACCAGCCGACUCGACCAAGGCUACAUGGGUAGAUACAUAUGAAGGGGUCCUUAAGAUGUUGGAAGAACUCAAGAAGGCAAAGGAAAUUGCCGUCGACUUGGAACACCACGAUUUCCGCACAUACACAGGCCUUGUUUGCUUGAUGCAAGUGAGCACUCGGGAAAGAGACUGGAUUGUGGACACCCUGCAGCCCUGGCGACACAAGCUCGAGGUUCUCAACGAAGUGUUUGCGGAUCCCAGUAUCAUCAAGGUCUUCCAUGGUGCUUACAUGGACAUGGUUUGGCUGCAACGAGACCUGGGUCUUUAUAUCAAUGGCCUAUUCGAUACUUUCUUUGCUUGUGAACUUCUCAAUUACCCUGGCAGAAGUUUGGCUUUUUUGCUUUCCAAAUUUGUCAACUUUGAUGCCGAUAAACAAUACCAGUUGGCUGACUGGAGAAUACGACCCAUUCCCCAAGAAAUGUUGUUUUAUGCUCGAUCAGACACGCACUAUCUGCUUUACAUCUAUGACAAUGUACGUAAUGAACUAGUCGACGCUUCGGAUAGAAGCGAUCCGGAAAAAGACUACAUCAGUCUGGCAUUACAACGAUCUAGAGAUCUAGCGCUCUCGCGACAUGAGCAUCCAGGCUACAACGAGACCACAGGCGAGGGAUCCAGAGGCUGGUACAAUUACGUUUUCAAGAAUUCCCACCUGGCCUUGAAUGGGGAACAGUUUGCUGUAUUCAAAGCAUUAUGGAAAUGGAGAGACGAAACCGCAAGGCAAGAAGACGAAAGCCCCAACUUUGUAUUGGGCUCAACCCAUGUCACUGAGAUUGCGCGCGUCAACCCCCCCGAUGUCAAGGCUUUGCAUAGUCUCUUACCUCUCGCUGCACCGCUUGCAAGAAUCCGACUGAAUGACAUUUGGGCGCGGGUUCAAGCGGCCAAGGCCGAAGGUGGACCAAGCUUGAUGCAGUUCUUCACGACUCUUGCACCCGAAUCAAUAAUCAAGGGAAGACUGCCAAAGCUUGCCCGAGAACGGGUGGAACUACCAAUCCUGGAAGGGCCCGAAGUUUCCGUAGCGACAAUGCCUCAGUCAAGACUCUUCGGUGGAAUGCCCAUAAGUUCACGGUGGGAACAACCAAAGGCGUCAUCUUCACAUCUGGAGGGCAAUAUACCUUUCCCCUGGCAACGAUUUGUUGAAGACUCAGCCAUCGUUGAUGGAGCGCAGGAGGAAGAAGUUGCCGAGCAGGUCGUAGAAGAAGUUCCCUCAACAACGCAAACACCGAAAGCCAAGUCUGAGGCAGAUGAUGCAGAUGAAGAAUUCACACUGAAGAGAGGAAGAAAACGGAAGCCCGAGUCGGAGCCAGAUCAAGAGGAUGAAACUUCAUCCAGUGGAUCAGAUUCAGACUCAGACUCAGAAGCAGAUCAAGAGCCAGAAGCCGCAGUCGAAGAGGACAUCCCCAUCGCCGACGCCAACGGCGUCAUAACUAUAGAGGAUAACCCACCGAAAAAGAACAAGAAACAACGCCAACUGGAGCGCCGCCAGAAACAAAAGCAAAAGCAACAACAAAAGCAAGAAGACGUCGAACUCGCCAAGAAGCGAGAAACUAAGCUAGCCAGAAAAGCUAAGAAGCAACAGAAGCGACAACAAGUUCAGGAAGAGCAUACGAAGAAGUACAAGGCUGUGCCGUUUGAUUACAGCACAGCUGCGUCGGUUAUGCAUGCGAAUCGCGGACAGGCUGCACAGGGUGGACCGAGAGAACAGAAGAAGGUGUUUGAUCCGUAUUCGAAGACGGGCGAUGAUGAGAUCAAGGGGGCGAGGAAGAUGCCGCCUGUUAGGGGGGAGAGGAGCGCUACUUUUAGGAAGUGA
This is a messenger RNA of Pochonia chlamydosporia 170, 2493 nucleotides long. RefSeq names its product 3'-5' exonuclease domain-containing protein. Gene Ontology annotation, cellular component: nucleolus; nuclear exosome (RNase complex). Lineage: Eukaryota; Fungi; Ascomycota; Sordariomycetes; Hypocreales; Clavicipitaceae. The transcript has 5 exons. Gene Ontology annotation, biological process: nuclear polyadenylation-dependent CUT catabolic process; poly(A)-dependent snoRNA 3'-end processing; nuclear polyadenylation-dependent rRNA catabolic process. Gene Ontology annotation, molecular function: nucleic acid binding; nucleotide binding; 3'-5'-RNA exonuclease activity. The record is from RefSeq and is a predicted model, not a curated record. The coding region runs from base 1 to 2493 and encodes 830 amino acids.